AUGUGUCGGUCGCAGGCAUCGCUGGCGCUGCUUCUGGCGCUGUUAGCGUCAAUCGCAUCCGCGCUCGUGAUCGAGAGCCCGGACUGCCGACUAAUGACACAUGUCUCCGGCGAGUUCACCAACCUCACGAUGUUGGAGAAUGGCGGAUUGAAGAACGUAUGGAUCGUACCAGUGACCCCAUUCACGGCAUGUGAGCCGCUGCGUGGACAGGAUCUGACGGGCAAAGUGGCGCUUGUCUUGCGUGGCGACUGCAACUUUGUGCAGAAAGUGUGGCACGCCCAACGCGCCCACGCAGCUGCCGUCGUAGUGAUGGACGACGAGCUGCGACACGAGUACGACCAAUCGUCUCACUCUUCCGCUGCUUACGUGUAG
Molecule: messenger RNA, 372 nt
Organism: Phytophthora infestans T30-4
Lineage: Eukaryota; Oomycota; Peronosporomycetes; Peronosporales; Peronosporaceae
Exons: 4
Coding region: 1-372 (123 amino acids)
Source: RefSeq, a predicted model, not a curated record